UGGGCCCUGAGAGUGAAAGAGAGUAGCAGUCGGGGAAAGCCAGGCCUGUGGAUGCGAGUGUGCGGCGAUAGCGCCAUGUGAAUUGUAUUUUUUUGUUUAAUACGGCAAAUGCAUAUUUAAAAAAUGAGACUCUUUGUGGUGGCUUUUGGACUCGUGCUCACCCUGAGGGUGGCCCACGCGGGCCUGGCGGUGCAAUCGAGGGUCCUCUGCGGAGUCCACACUUGUUCGGACAACCAGUAUUGUAAUAGUUUCGGGAAUAUUUGCUCAGACUGCAGCAACAUUUGCGAUCUCAAGUCACACAACUACGAACAUCAACAAUGCUUCGAUAAGUGCCAAGGUUAUAUUCACGACCAGCAGUUCGCAAGCAAAAGCGAGUCUGUCAGACUCACCAACAGUUUAAGAGAUUUGACAGUUGAAGUGAAGAAGCUGCAAGUACUCGCAUGGUUCAGCAUGACGUUCUCGGGAGUGGCGGCCGUGUUGCUCCUCUGGAUCGGCUGCAGCAAAUUGACCAGCGCCAAAAGAAAGCACGGCGGAGUUGUGCCGCUCUUGAGAACCAAACUUAGGUCUUUCAAGAAACCGGUAAAGGAGGAUUUGAAGGUUGAGUCAUCAACCGGCUUGAAGCUGGCGAUUUCGGCGCCGCAGAACUUGAACGACACGACACCCACGUGCUCCACCACCUUGUCCGGCACAAUAGAGUCGAGGACGCCGCCAACCCUGACAAGCUACAAACACCGCAGUCCGUCUGAGGACAACGUGCUCGACUACUCGUACGACAACAAGGCCAUGUUGGGUUCGCCCGCCUCCUUCGCUAAGGGGGUCGAGUUCAACUCGAGCGGCGAGGAGAGAUUUUGAACAAACACAAAAGUGUGAUAUGGGAUAAGUGCAACAAAACGGCAACGAUUGGUUGAGUGGGCCAAAUGCAAUUUUGAUAUUAAUUAUUACUGGCUGUACAUUUGAUUGUUGACUUUUAACUUUGGUGGAGAGUGCAGGAAUAAAAAUGCAGUGCGCUUCAAAGAA
This is a messenger RNA of Cloeon dipterum, 1017 nucleotides long. RefSeq lists its product as uncharacterized. NCBI's taxonomy places the organism in Eukaryota, Metazoa, Arthropoda, Insecta, Ephemeroptera, Baetidae. The record is from RefSeq and is a predicted model, not a curated record. The coding region runs from base 124 to 852 and encodes 242 amino acids. The transcript is spliced from 4 exons.